Messenger RNA from Copidosoma floridanum, 1173 nucleotides. RefSeq names its product segmentation protein even-skipped (gene eve). The record is from RefSeq and is a predicted model, not a curated record. Gene Ontology annotation, biological process: regulation of transcription by RNA polymerase II. NCBI's taxonomy places the organism in Eukaryota, Metazoa, Arthropoda, Insecta, Hymenoptera, Encyrtidae. Gene Ontology annotation, cellular component: nucleus. Gene Ontology annotation, molecular function: DNA-binding transcription factor activity, RNA polymerase II-specific; RNA polymerase II cis-regulatory region sequence-specific DNA binding.
AUGGAUUCGAAAUUGAACAUAAAGGACGAGAUGGACAAAAAGAUCAUCAUCGAUUUACCGCCGUUCCAGCCUUCGCCACCGAGAACUCCGACCGAUCCUAGAGAUGACAGUCCCGAGCCGGCUACGCGACAUAGUCCAAGCCCUACGACGCCCAUCAGCGAGCCCAACAUUCGCAGGUACAGGACCGCAUUCACGCGGGAACAGCUUGGCAGGCUCGAGGAGGAGUUCCAAAAGGAGAACUACGUUACCCGGCCUAAGAGGUGCGAGCUCGCCAAGGAACUCAAGCUGGCCGAGGCCACGAUCAAGGUGUGGUUCCAAAACCGCAGAAUGAAGGAUAAACGCCAGCGUCUGUCGAUUUGGCCAUACCCUCUGUACGCGGACCCGCAGCUGACAAGUGCGCUUUUGGCGGCCUCGAUGACCAUACCCGGUUAUUCGCCAAUCACACCACCAGGUCCAAGCCACUACGGGCCCACUUAUGCUACGGCUGCCUACUACGCAGCGCGAUUCUCACCUUACGGUGCCACCCCCUUGUCGCACCACCACCAUAGACCACACGCCCACCACGGCUACGCGGCUGCCCAUCCACACCUACUUACAGCCCCAGGCCCGCACCACCCGACGGUUGCUUCCCUACCGCCCCUACACCUCUCAGGGCUUGGCACGAUGCAGCCCGCACAGCAACAGCAAGCGUCUUACGUCGGGCCUACAGUCAGCAGCGCCUCGCAAAUCUACACAAACAACGUGCUGCCCUCGUCUCAGAUGAGCCCCCAGUCGGACGCCUCCACUUCCAGUGACUGCGACUACAAUGGAAACAUCACCGUGAGCAGCGCCACCUCCUGCGCCACCACCACAACUUCGCCUAGCAACAACAACAACAAUAUCGACAAGAGGCUCGUGGCACCCGUACCUUGCAAGCCCUCCGUUCCCGCUGCGUUGCACUUUUCUCCGGACAAGAUGCCCAUCAGUCAGGCCGUGGCAGCUUUCUACAGCAACAUUAUGAUGCCCGAGAACAACAACAACAACAACAACAGCAGCAGCAGCAGGUAUUACCACCACAUCCCGGCCAGCUACAGGACUCCGAGCAUCAGUCCGACGAGCGACAUCAAGAUCAAGUCGUCGCCCAAGCUCUUCCAGCCGUACAAAAACGACGACGUUCUCACGGCCGCGGAAUAA